This is a messenger RNA of Geodia barretti, 768 nucleotides long. NCBI's taxonomy places the organism in Eukaryota, Metazoa, Porifera, Demospongiae, Tetractinellida, Geodiidae. The record is from the annotation of a GenBank genome assembly.
CUCUCUCCCUCCCCCUCCCCUCUCAUCCCUUCUCUCCUACACCUCAGGUUCCAAACAUUGUUCCAUCAAUCAGUGCUGUAAUAGGAGGGAGCACCCCUGAGCGCUACAUAUGGCGACUCGGGAUCGCGUUCUUCAGUUUCCCCCGCACGUUUGAGUCCUUCAUAUACCACAACUUCUUUUCCACCUCGCCGGGCCACGCUGCAUCGGCCAGUAAUUCACAUCUCAACAAGCUGGUGUGGCUACUACACGUGGGACAGUGCUUGUCACUCUUCAUCCUUACUUACGUCUCCUCCACUGAAUAUUAUGAGGUGCACCGGAAUGGCUUCAUCGGAUUCAUCGCAUGUUCCAUCCUCCACAUGCUGGCUUUCCUGUUCCUGUUCUGGAGAGUACGAACACCUUUCUCGCCCAGGGACAGAAAAUCAUUUCGGUUGCGGGUCUCGUUUACCAUUCUCCACAUUUUGUUCUUCGUCACAAGUAUCUACUUCUUCAAGCGCCACAAUGACUACUGCGAACCGUACAUGUACAGUUUGUACGGGGCCUUGGAGUAUCUGGUGGUGUUCACCAACAUUGCCUUCCACACUGUGGCGACUGUGGACUUUGGAGAAUACCAUCUCACCCUCGCCCCUCUCACCUCAUUCAAAUACAGCUAGCCACGCCUCCUCGUUAGCGGACGGCGUGUGCGUCGUGUGUUGUAGGCUCGUACAGUUUCUGUUUUGUUUUCACCUCCUGCAAUCUUGUAUUAUUAUUGUGGAAACUUGGGUCUACUGC